Molecule: messenger RNA, 1705 nt
Organism: Seriola aureovittata
Lineage: Eukaryota; Metazoa; Chordata; Actinopteri; Carangiformes; Carangidae
Exons: 3
Coding region: 175-1014 (279 amino acids)
Source: RefSeq, a predicted model, not a curated record
UGAACUCUGAAUCUGUGCUCAGCAGUCGACAGUCUUGUUUGCACUCUCGUGCUUUUCAUUCAGUCAGACGAGACUAAUAUAGUAGGAGCGUUGGAGAAGAUUCAGGUAUAGAGAACAAUAUAUUUCUGUCACCUCAUUACAAGGGCCUCUACUGAAGGAACAGGAAAGUGAAGGAUGAAGUGUUUGAGAUGCUGGCUGCCAGCAGUGGCCCUGCUGUUGCUUAGUGUGGCUGGAGUUAACAUGGAGCAUCUCCAAGCUGAAAACCUGAAUCUGCUUCCUCCACACGAGCAUAACUUGGUCCUGAACCGUGGAAUGAGAGUGCUGCCCAGAGACUGUCAUGAAAUGCUGAUGACCUCUUCAGGCCAGGCCAGAGAUGGAGUGUACCUGAUACAACCAGGUGACUCCCCCAUCGUAGCCUACUGUGCCAUGCAAGAAGGAGGAUGGACUGUUGUUCAGCAUAUCACUGUUAACAGCAGCGUGGAUUUUGAUCGUACCUGGGCUGAGUACAAGCAUGGCUUUGGGGAUGUCACUGGGGAUCACUGGCUCGGGAAUGAAUACCUUCAUCAGCUCACCUGUGGUCCUGGGCGCUAUAAACUAGGAGUAAAACUAGUGGACCCAGACGCCAUCACCAAGAUGGGGGAGUAUGAUCCCGUUCUAGUGGAGGAUGAAGCAUCAGCAUACAGGCUGAGGCUGGGCUUGUUCCAGGGCACAGCUUUGGAUGCUCUGACCCUGGACACAGAGAACUACCUGCAUGACAACCAGAAAUUCACCACUAAAGACAGAGACAACGACAACUACUUCCAAAACUGUGCCAAGCUGGAGUUUCAGGGGGUGCCUGGAGGAGGUUGGUGGUACGAUGCUUGUGCUGGUGCCAAUCUAAAUCGCAGGAACGUCAUCUAUUGGCAGAAGGACUGCAACAAGGAGCGACUGUGCAAGUAUGCAUGGAUGAUGGUGAGACCUACAGACACAGUCAAACUGAUUCAAAGCAGAGACUGCCAGAAGGAUGAGCUAUAAGGACACAUUUUUUGAGCAUUUGUGAUAAAUGUUAGAGGUUCAGCCUUUUUUUUACUUUUUUCUUUUUUUUUUUGUAGGAUAAUAAUUGUCUUUUUAACAAAGACUAAAACAAGUGACAUCAGUAAUUUUCUCUUUUUAGCUAUUAUGCUGGACAUUGAAUUCACCACAUUUUAUUCAGAAAUGCAUGGACAUGGACAAAUGCAUGGAUCACAAAAUACUGAAAAGAACAAACAAAAAAAAAGAUCAUCACAAACUUGAAACACAGUAUAAAAAAAUGCAUCACGGUUUUAGCUCUAGCUUUGUUUCCAACAUCAACCAUGUCAAUACAUGAAGCAAAGCAUCUCUGUCAUUCCCCAAAUUGCAAGUGCAGAUUACUGGGUUAUCACAGUUACAAAAAGGUGUUUCAUGACAUUUACCUUUUGACACAUGUAAAAUAUCUUUUGCAUGUCAUCUUCCAUCCAAUGAUUACAGAAAGGAAUAUUUCACAGACAAACUGCAUUUUUUUUUUUUUGCCACAGUACAUUACAAGUUUGCCAGAAAUACAAUGAAGAUAUGAUGAUAUGACAUUGAUUUAGCUACAGUAAUUCAGAGAAAACAAAUACUGUAUUUCAGUGCUCAAAGAAAAAGAAAAGAUCCUGAGGAUGAAGAGUAAUAAACAGGUUAUAAUAAACAUGUGCUCUUAAAUCCUCCA